GGAGGCGUGGUAUUGAAGCCUAUCUGCAGGUUUGCAGAAGACUGGUUGGAUCUGAAGUACUGGAAAGAAACGCUCGGUUUAGAUACACAUCCUCACCCUAUCAGCAAAGAGGUGUCGGGUUGGUAACACCUACCACGUUCCCCAGUUAUCAUCAGGGGAUCAGUUGCUUUAAGUGGAACCUGCACCGACCAUCAACUUAACUCCAGCGUGGGUCACGAAUGAACAUGAGAUGCGGAUAGUUUUUCUUUCUACUAACACCAAGCUGUGAUGCCAUGCUAAAUGCGAACGUCUCAGGAUAUAAAAACUAUUUCUGAUUUAAAGGAUAUGGUUUGUCACUUCAACGGAUUACCCACAGCUCAUUGCUCUUAAACUGGAUGCACAAAAGGAAUUAAUACACACUUAUUGCUUCAUUGCGGGAUAAUCGCAUAGAUUCGAUUACAUCAACAAAAUCUUCAUAUGCUGAUGGCUCAGCGGUACGAAGACCUUGGUCACUACGGAGGGGGAAUGGAAGGAGUCGGGGUUCCGACAUCGAUAUAUGGUGAUCCACACGCGCCGCGGCCACUGCCGCAAAUUCACCACUUGAACCACGGCCCACCACCACAUGCCAACCAGCACUACGGAGCCCAUGCACCACACAGUAUCAUGCCCAGCAGCAUGGGCUCAGCUGUCAACGAUGCACUUAAACGAGACAAGGACCAAAUUUAUGGGCACCCGUUAUUUCCCCUCUUGGCGCUGGUUUUUGAGAAGUGUGAGCUUGCCACAUGCACACCAAGAGAGCCCGGUGUCGCUGGUGGAGAUGUGUGCUCAUCUGACUCUUUUAACGAAGACAUCGCUGUGUUUGCCAAACAGAUACGGGCAGAGAAGCCGUUAUUUUCUUCUAACCCAGAGUUGGACAAUUUGAUGAUACAGUCAAUACAAGUAUUACGAUUUCAUCUCUUGGAACUCGAAAAGGUGCACGAGCUUUGUGACAACUUUUGUCAUCGAUAUAUAAGCUGCUUAAAGGGGAAAAUGCCCAUAGACCUGGUAAUUGAUGAACGUGAUGGAUGCAAAUCAGACUUCGAUGACCUCUCAGGAUCCUCGACAAAUAUUGCAGAUCGCAAUCCAACAUCCUGGAGAGACAUGGACGACACUCACUCCACUCCUUCAGUUGGCACCCCAGGACCUUCAAGCGGGGGACAUGCUUCCCAGAGUGGAGAUAACAGCAGUGAACUUGGGGAUGGCUUGGAUAACAGUUUGGCAUCUCCAGGCACAGGGGAUGAGGAUGACCAGGACAAGAAGCGGCAGAAAAAAAGAGGAAUCUUCCCAAAAGUAGCAACCAAUAUCAUGCGGGCGUGGCUUUUCCAACAUCUCACGCACCCUUAUCCAUCUGAAGAGCAGAAGAAGCAACUAGCACAGGACACGGGACUUACAAUUUUACAAGUAAAUAACUGGUUUAUCAAUGCUCGAAGAAGAAUUGUGCAACCCAUGAUUGAUCAGUCUAACAGAGCAGUAAAUCAAGGAACCGCAUACAGCCCUGAUGGUCAACCUAUGGGUGGCUUUGUGUUAGACAGCCAACAGCACAUGGGUCUUCGGCCUGGUGGUCCCAUUGGAGGUAUGGGUAUGAACAUGGGCAUGGACGGACAAUGGCACUACAUGUAAACUCCGCCCUUAUUUGGAAAACAAACAUAAAACACAUACACACCUUCAAUCAGGGGCUCCAUCUUCAGCGCCUGUCUCUGACAGUCCACAAAUCAAGACGUAUUGCUCGCCGCAGGCGGCCUGGCAUGGAGAAUUUUAUUUAAUACCCACACUAUGCUGCCCAAUGAGCCCCUCCUUAAUGACACUUACCUUGAUUAAUAGAGCUCUUUAUAUGUAAAUAGGCACCACAUCCAGUUUUCCAUUGCGCCAACACAGCCCUUUACCCUCAAAUAACAACCUCAGCCUCUGCUGAUGAAGGAAGAGCAGAGGAGAGAUGAAACACCCCCCGACGAAACCACAGACACAUAGACAGAUCAUGAGUGAUACAUGCAGACUAAAUAAUUUCCAUACUAUUUAACCAUACCUUUUCUAUUGAAUGAUUGUUCUUUAUUGAGUCGUAACUGUAACUGCGUCAUUUAGAGGAUUGUUUCCCAUUUUUAAUUAUCUCUGCUUGUACUCCAUAAACUGGUGGAUCAUUAUCCAGAUCUGUUCUUCUGAAAUGUGUGAUGCUUUAAAGCAUCUGAGCCUAAUGUAAUAUUUAUUUAAACUGAGUGUAAGGAUGAAUUAAUUUCACACUAUCCAGUUUUUUUUCCAGUGUUCUUGGUAUUGAUAGUGGCCUCUGCCCCAGUCUCAAACAAUAGAAUGAGCAGCAAAUGAGUCCAUUUCACAUUCGUUCGGAUCGGAUAACGCCCUGUCACACACCAGCUACCAAUUAUUUCCUCUAUUUAUGGAACCUCUCAAACCUCAUCAAAGUGGUAUACCCAGCCAAAGGACUGCCCACAGGAGCACCAACAUAACAACGACAAACUUGAAGCAUUUUUGGAGGAGAGACUUCUUAAGACACUUGGGGAUCACAAUCUCUUCUUUUUUAAUUAUUUAUUUAUUUUUGUUACUGUCAAGAAGAAUGGGAACCACAGUUGUGCACUUUUGCUCAACAGAGUGGCUGCCUGAGGUGAAAAUAUUCCAUAUUUGCUCAUGCACAGGUGCACAAACUUGUAUUAAAUGUAUUUUUUUCCAAACACACAAGACUCUACUAAAAAGUGCUUAAAUUCAUCACAAACUCUAAAAUGUGAUGAUUUGUUUUCUUUUGGAAGAUGCUCUUUCUCUACGGAAAUGUUUUAUGUUUGGGUUUGUGUCAUUUACUAGUUUUAAGCCUCUAACAUUUAUAAUUCUACAUGAGUAAAAUGAAACAUUUACUCAAAUGCCUGUAACAAUGUGUAGUCUUCCUCAGGUAGUUGUUCUGAAAAGUAUCAUUAAGGAAAGUAGUUGCCAAGCUGUAUUUGUUAAAUUGGAGAGCAACAGUAUUCUUGUAAAGUUGUCUGGAAGACUUUUUGAACCACUAGAGCUAUUUAAUUGUACAUAAUUAUGUAAAUGUUAUUCGUAAAACCAACCAGUGAUCAUUUAAGAACGAAGAUAGGUUAUUGAUGUACAUUUUUGGUCUGGUUUCACUUUUGUUUUUUUCUAUGAAAAUGUCGACUAUUUGUUUGUUGAUUUUUUGCUAUGUUUGA
Messenger RNA from Triplophysa dalaica, 3185 nucleotides. RefSeq names its product Meis homeobox 2b (gene meis2b). Lineage: Eukaryota; Metazoa; Chordata; Actinopteri; Cypriniformes; Nemacheilidae. Gene Ontology annotation, molecular function: DNA-binding transcription activator activity, RNA polymerase II-specific; RNA polymerase II cis-regulatory region sequence-specific DNA binding. Gene Ontology annotation, biological process: brain development; positive regulation of transcription by RNA polymerase II; eye development. The record is from RefSeq and is a predicted model, not a curated record. The transcript has 15 exons. Bases 457 to 1638 code for a protein of 393 amino acids.